Messenger RNA from Limulus polyphemus (Atlantic horseshoe crab), 1803 nucleotides. RefSeq names its product MOB kinase activator 2-like. NCBI's taxonomy places the organism in Eukaryota, Metazoa, Arthropoda, Merostomata, Xiphosura, Limulidae. The transcript has 5 exons. The coding region runs from base 441 to 1451 and encodes 336 amino acids. Gene Ontology annotation, cellular component: cytoplasm; nucleus. Gene Ontology annotation, molecular function: protein kinase activator activity. Gene Ontology annotation, biological process: positive regulation of protein phosphorylation; signal transduction. The record is from RefSeq and is a predicted model, not a curated record.
UGCAACCACGUAGCUGUUUGUACUUUGGUUGUUAUGUGUAAAUGACGUCGUAGGUUGGUAAAACUUUCCUUUUAUACAAGAAGCGUGGUGUGACUCGACGUUUUUCACGAAGUAUGGUGUAGUAUUCAACAUUUUUGUCGACGCUUCUGAAUACUCAUUUUCUGCACGUCAUACAAGCUUAAGUUAAUUAUAGACUUAACUGUUCUGAUAUUGAAUGUGACCACACUGAACCAAAUCACUCGGUUGAGAAAACUAUCAGCAAUACCUUAAACAUCUGAAGAUAGAAAAAAACUUAAAAAGUAAAUUACUGACAGUAUAUACUAGAUAUAUAUUAUUGUAAUACAAGACGUCUGUAGCUAUCGCUGAUCCACCGUCAUCCCAGGACCAGACAGUUCUUCGGUAAUGAUGAACUAACUUCAUGAACCACUUAAAUCAACGGAAUGUUUGUUCUAAAUUUUGUGUGGAAAACCCGUCGAAAGGACAAGGAUGCAGUAGCACCCUGUCAAGAAGAAUCUAAAUUAUAUUUGGAACCUGCAGUACUGGAAACAACAAUCCAGGAAACUCUAUUAAGGGAAGCGAUAGAACUUCCAUCAGGGUUAGACUACAACGAAUGGUUGGCAUCUCAUACAUUAUCAUUUUUUGAUCAUGUCAACCUAAUCUAUGGAACAAUAUCAGAAUUCUGUACAAUGUCUGGCUGCUCAGAUAUGACAGGUCCUUGUAAUAGGCAGUAUCUUUGGUUUGAUGAAAAAGGAAAAAAAUCUAGAUUAGCAGCAACUCAGUAUGUGGAUUAUGUGAUGACAUUUACACAGAAGAUUGUAAAUGACGAAUCCAUAUUUCCCACAAAGUUUGAUAAAGAGUUUCCAGCUUCUUUUGAGUCUAUAGUGAAGAAAAUCCACAGAUUGCUGUUUCAUGUUGUGGCUCAUGUUUACCAUGCUCAUUUCAAGGAAGUAGUUCUCCUUAACUUUCAUGCCCACCUCAACUCUCUCUUCUCUCACUUUAUGCUUUUUAACCAGCAGUUCAAUCUGGUGGAAGAAAAGGAAACUGAAGUUCUUCAUGACUUGGCUGCUGCAAUGAAACUAUAUUCCUCAGGAGAGCAAGAAAUGGAGACCUUGCUUACCAGCAAACACAAUGAAACUGAUUCUUUUGGAUGUGACAAAAGUAUUGACAGUAGAGAACUACCAGAGACUGCAAGUCCAGUGAAACUUGGAACUCCAACAACUUAUAGAUUAAUUACAGAAGAAAGCAAAAGGCCUAUAUCACCUAGUAUUGUAUCCCAGUCUGUAUCUUCUCCCUCAAUAUUAUCAUCCAUAACGGCCUUACGUACACGAGCUAGCUCAGGUGGGCAUUCAAGCUCUAACUCUUGUGCAAUGGACUCUUCAAUGUUUACAGGUUCCUCUUCCAUCACAUCUCCAACAGCAUCUUGCAGAUCUUCACCUGUCAAGUUUCAGUAGCCAUUACCUUAUUAUGUAUACUCUUUAUCACAGAUGUAACCCAUAGCAACAGAUUAGUGUAUAAGUUACUUGUUUUUGUUGAUAGCUCCAUCUGCUGGCAGUUACAUGUAGUAGUUGUAAUUUAGUGUUAAUUUUUAUACCCAGUGCACAAAGUUUUCUUUUAUCAUAUCAAAAUUAUGUAGCUGUACUUCUUUACUGAGAACAGUGCUGAGUGUCAAAAUUUUGCUGAAGAUCUAAAAUAAACAAAUCUUAUCUAUUACAUUGCAUAGCUGUAUACCAUUAUAUGUGGAUUUAAGUGAUUUGGAUAAGCUAUUUCAUCUAGGUUUGUUUUUUUUCAUCUUAAAAUUUAUAC